Messenger RNA from Melanaphis sacchari, 1420 nucleotides. Its product is annotated as lipase 1-like. Gene Ontology annotation, molecular function: hydrolase activity, acting on ester bonds. The transcript is spliced from 8 exons. Lineage: Eukaryota; Metazoa; Arthropoda; Insecta; Hemiptera; Aphididae. The record is from RefSeq and is a predicted model, not a curated record. Bases 130 to 1305 code for a protein of 391 amino acids.
UGUUGAACAUUUCAAAUGUGGUUUUUAUGCGGAUUUUAUGCGAACUAAUAUCUAAACUAUUGGCGAGUGAAACAUUUUUAAAUUAAAUUUAUUUGUUUAACUUUUAAUCUCAAGAAUUGGAGUGCGAUCAUGCAAUUAUUGAAUUAUCGAUUAAUUUUAAUAUCAUUGUCAACUAUCAUAUUGUUUAAUACGUGUGAUUAUGCCGCUUGUCUAGAUGCUUCAACAAAAAUUAAAGAAUUCGGAUACCCAUUGGAGACGCAUGAAGUGUGGACUGACGAUAGAGCUCAUUUGGGCUUAGAACGAAUACCACAUAAUGGCAACAAAGUUAUCGGAAAACCCGUUCUAUUAAUGCAUGGACUUUUUUCAGAUUCAUAUAUAUUUGCAGUUAACAACUCGUCACUCAGUUUCGUAUUAUCGGAUGCUGGUUUUGAUGUUUGGUUAUACAAUGCCAGAGGAGUAGGUCUUUCAAGAACACUAAGUAUUUACAAGAGACCUGGAUCACUACCAAAUAUGAAUAGAAUAUCAUGGAAUUUUGGUUUUCACGAAAUGGGUAUAUACGAUUUAACUGCAGUUAUAGAUUUCAUUCUGAAAAAAACGGAGUAUUCAAAACUGAACGUUGUGGGGUACUCCUUAGGAGCAACUAUAGCAUUUGUUUGCUUAUCCGAUAAGCCAGAAUACAAUGCUAAGGUCAACAAACUUGUACUCAUAGCACCGGCGACUCAUUUUAAAACAUCUCCUGUCACUACUAUUGUUAAGCAAUUUCCAAAAAUUGUAUCGAUAAUACUGAAUGGAUUCGAUUUCAUCCCAUAUACCGCGGAUCCAGAUGCCAUGUAUAGUCAGUUGAGAAACGUGUGUGCAAAUGAAAGUGUAUUAAAGAGUUGUAAGAACUUUAUCAAUUUAUUUGAAGGAGUCGAUUUACCAAUCGACAAAAAUACAGUUUUAGACAUUGUUUCUGUAUUUCCACAACCCGUGUCAUCAAAAUUAAUGAAACACUAUUUUCAAAUAGUAAUGAAAGGGAGACUAAGCCAUUAUGAUUAUGGGACUUCUGAAAAUUUGCAACGUUAUAAUAAAAUAAUUCCACCAGAUUACGAUUUAUCCAAAGUUACAGCACCAACAUUUAUCAUACAUUCAAACAAUGAUUAUUUAACUACACCAACGGAUGUAAAAUGGCUUAUAAAUUUAUUACCAAAUGUUAAAGAAGUACGUUAUAUUGAUCAAGUACAAUGGGGUCAUCUCAGCUUUAUAUUAAGUCCAAAUAUAAGAGAAAUCAUGAACUUGUAUAUAGCAAAAAAAUUAUUAGAUUAAAGUUUAUGAUCUUACCGAAUGUGUUUUAUUUAUACAAUUAUGUAAUGUAUUUUAAUUGUUAAGGAACAAUAAUAUAAGAAACCUAAAAUACUGUGACAUACAUUGUGAAUAUAUU